This is a messenger RNA of Columba livia (rock pigeon), 12511 nucleotides long. RefSeq names its product protocadherin 10 (gene PCDH10). Bases 1301 to 4498 code for a protein of 1065 amino acids. Lineage: Eukaryota; Metazoa; Chordata; Aves; Columbiformes; Columbidae. Gene Ontology annotation, cellular component: plasma membrane. Gene Ontology annotation, biological process: homophilic cell-cell adhesion. Gene Ontology annotation, molecular function: calcium ion binding. The transcript has 7 exons. The record is from RefSeq and is a predicted model, not a curated record.
AGCAGGGCAGCAAGCAAGCAGGGAGUUAGGCAGAGAAGCAGGCAGGCAUUCCCCAGCAGCGCCUCGGGAGCUGCCUGGCUUUGCCUGCGCUGUGCGACCCAAGCUCCCUCUGCCUGCCUGCGCGCUCUCCCAUCUAUGAUGCAGCCUAGUUGACGUACGCCACGGCCAAUAGAGAGCCGCCCCCGGGGGUGUUGCUGUCAGCUGAUUGGUUGGCAGGAGCUGAGCGCUGCGCAAAAACAGAAAAGCCGAGCGCUGCCGGCUCAGAAACUGCCGGCAGAGAUCAGAGGAGCCGGAGCCAGGACCGGAGCUGGGACGGGAGGCGAGCGGCAGCAGCAGCAGCAGCAGCAAGCAGAGACAGACACAGAGAGAGAAAAAGAGGGGCUAGAUGCAAAAGCAGCAAGAAAGGAAAAAAACUGAUCAGCACAUCCAUAAAAAGCAAUUAUGAUGAACAUAAUAAUAGCAAUAACAGAAGAAAAUGAAAGACUAUCACUAGAAGAGAGAAAAAUCUAAACCUUUAAAUAAAAAAGAGGAAAUCCCAGAAAAAUCGAGGAAUGAAAGUUUUGGGUAGCAAAGCUGUUCGCUGCCUUUUUUGAUAUGAAAUCUUUCUGCGGGUUAUAAUUUUUUUUUUUUUUUUUAAUUUCGCGGUUUUCUGCCUUUUUCUUGCAUCUAAUGAGGGCAUGUCCACCGGCUCCUCCAGCGGCAUCUACCCCUCCAGCUCCCACCAGGAAGACAAACCGAGGACAAUCUUGAAAUAUAAAAAUUUCCUCCCUGGGAUUUGCUGCUGCUACUGCCUCCGCCGCCACUGCUGCUGCCGCGGUGCAGUGCCAAGACUCUCGGAAUAAAUAAAAGCGGGCUACUGUGUAUCUCUAGAUCCAUCCAGCUAACAGCUAUUAUUAGUUGGCCAUUUAUUUCGAAGAUCACAGAUGAAGUGGGGACGCCUGUCUUCUUCAUUUGGUCAGCGUGUGAAACAAUAAUACUCGUAAAAAAAAAAAAAAAAAAAAAAAAGGAAGGCGAUGGGAGAGAAAAAAAUCCUACCAUGAAUCAGAAGAAAUAAUAUCUAGCACCCCCGUUAAUCAACCUCCCUCCCUUUCCUUCCCCCUCCCCCGAUCCCUCUCUCUCCACACGCUCGCAGGCGCGGACACACACGCGCACACACACAGAGACAUACACACACACACAGACACUCAGAGGCACACACACUGUACUGUGUAUUUUCGGAGGAGGUGGUAGUGGUAGAGGCUUUUGGAAGAGGAGGAAGAGGUGGUGGUGGGAGGGGGGGAAUCUACUUCCCCAUUUGGAGAUGAUUGUGCUAUUCCUCUUUGCCUUGCUCUGGAUGGUGGAGGGGGCCCUUUGCCAGCUCCAUUACACGGUGCAGGAAGAGCAAGAGCAUGGCACGUUCGUGGGGAAUAUCGCCGAGGACCUGGGCUUGGACAUUACAAAACUUUCGGCUCGCCGCUUCCAGACGGCGCCCAACUCCCGCAGCCCUUACCUGGAACUCAACCUGGAGACCGGGGUGCUCUACGUGAAUGAGAAGAUCGACCGGGAGCAGAUCUGCAAGCAGAGCCCCUCCUGCCUGCUGCACCUGGAGGUCUUCCUGGAGAACCCCCUCGAGCUGUUCCGGGUGGAGAUCGAGGUGCUGGACAUCAACGACAACCCGCCCUCCUUUCCGGAGCCCGACCUCACUGUGGAGAUCUCGGAGAGCGCCACGCCGGGCACCCGCUUCCCCCUGGAGAGCGCGUUCGACCCCGACGUGGGCACCAACUCGCUGCGCACCUACGAGAUCACCCCCAAUAGCUACUUCUCUCUCGACGUGCAGACGCAGGGGGACGGCAACCGCUUCGCCGAGCUGGUGUUGGACAAGCCCCUAGACCGGGAGCAGCAAGCGGUGCACCGCUACGUGCUGACCGCAGUGGACGGCGGGCAGCCCCAGCAGCGCACCGGUACCGCCCUGCUCACCAUCAGGGUGCUGGACUCCAAUGACAACGUCCCCGCCUUCGAGCAGCCCGUCUACACUGUGUCCCUACCGGAGAACUCGCCGCCGGGAACCCUGGUGCUGCAGCUCAACGCCACCGACCCCGAUGAGGGCCAAAACGGCGAGGUGAUCUAUUCCUUCAGCAGCCACAUCUCGGCCCGCGCCCGGGAGCUUUUCGGCAUCGCGCCGCGCACCGGGCGGCUGGAGGUGAGCGGCGAGCUGGACUACGAGGAAAGUAGCGUGUACCAAGUGUACGUGCAAGCCAAGGACCUGGGACCCAACGCCGUGCCAGCGCACUGCAAGGUGCUGGUGCGGGUACUGGACGCCAAUGACAACGCGCCCGAGAUCAGCUUCUCCACCGUCAAAGAGGCGGUGAGCGAGGCGGCGGCGCCGGGUACCGUGGUCGCCCUCUUCAGCGUCUCGGACCGUGACUCAGAGGAGAACGGGCAGGUGCAGUGUGAGCUGCUGCAGGGCGACGUGCCUUUCCGCCUCAAGAGCUCCUUCAAGAACUACUACACCAUCGUCACCGAGGGGCCGCUGGACCGCGAGCAGGCGGGCGGCGAUGCCUACACCCUCACCGUCGUGGCCCGGGACCGCGGCGAGCCCCCGCUGAGCACCAGCAAGUCCAUCCAGGUGCGGGUGAGCGACGUGAACGACAACGCGCCGCGCUUCAGCCAGCCCGUCUACCAGGUCUACGUGAGCGAGAACAACGUGCCCGGAGCCUACAUCUACGCCGUCAGCGCCACCGACCGGGACCAGGGCGCCAACGCCCAGCUCGCCUACUCCAUCCUGGAAAGCCAGAUCCAGGGCAUGUCCGUCUUUACCUACGUCUCCAUCAACUCCGAGAAUGGCUUCCUCUACGCCCUCCGCUCCUUCGACUAUGAGCAGCUCAAGGAGUUCAGCUUCCAGGUGGAGGCCCGCGACGCCGGCGAGGAGCCGCAGCCGCUGGCCGGCAACGCCACUGUCAACAUCAUCGUGGUGGACCAGAACGACAACGCCCCCGCCAUCGUCAGCCCCCUGCCCGGCCGCAAUGGCACCCCGGCGCGGGAGGCGCUGCCCCGCGGCGCCGAGCCGGGCUACCUGGUGAGCCGGGUGGCGGCGGUGGACGCCGACGACGGGGAGAACGCCCGCCUCACCUACAGCAUCGUGCGGGGCAAUGAGGCCAGCCUCUUCCGCAUGGACUGGCGUACAGGGGAGCUGCGGACGGCGCGCAGGGUGCCGGCCAAGCGCGACCCCCAGCGCCCCUACGAGCUGGUCAUCGAGGUGCGGGACCACGGGCAACCGCCGCUCUCCUCCACCGCCGCCAUCCAGGUGGUGCUGGUGGACGGCGCGGCCGAGCGGCCGGGCGGCGGUGGUGGCCUGGGCGUGGGGGCGGGCGCGGGGGGCGGCGGUGGCAGCGGCUCCGGUGAGCAUCGCCCCAGCCGCUCCGGGGGGGACACCUCCCUCGACCUCACCCUCAUCCUCAUCAUCGCCCUGGGCUCCGUCUCCUUCAUCUUCCUGCUGGCCAUGAUCGUGCUGGCCGUGCGCUGCCAGAAGGAGAAGAAGCUCAACAUCUACACCUGCCUGGCCAGCGACUGCUGCCUGGGCUGCUGCUGCUGCUGCCCCUGCUGCAGCCGCCAGGCGCGGGCCCGCAAGAAGAAGCUCAGCAAGUCGGACAUCAUGCUGGUGCAGAGCUCCAACGUGCCCAGCAACCCGGCCCAGGUGCCGGUGGAGGAGUCGGGCAGCUUCGGCUCCCACCACCACAACCAGAACUACUGCUACCAGGUCUGCCUCACCCCCGAGUCCGCCAAGACCGACCUGAUGUUCCUCAAGCCCUGCAGCCCUUCCCGCAGCACCGACGCCGAGCACAACCCCUGCGGGGCCAUCGUGACCGGCUACGCCGACCAGCAGCCCGACAUCAUCUCUAACGGCAGCAUUUUGUCCAGCGAGACAAAACAUCAGCGUGCUGAGCUCAGUUACCUAGUUGACAGACCCCGACGGGUAAACAGUUCUGCAUUCCAGGAAGCAGACAUAGUAAGCUCUAAGGACAGUGGUCAUGGAGACAGUGAGCAAGGAGACAGUGAUCAUGAUGCCACUAAUCGAGGUCAAUCCUCUGGCAUGGAUCUCUUCUCCAAUUGCACAGAGGAAUGUAAAGCACUGGGCCACUCAGAUCGGUGCUGGAUGCCUUCCUUUGUUCCAUCCGAUGGACGCCAAGCUGCAGAUUACCGCAGCAAUCUGCAUGUACCUGGCAUGGACUCCGUUCCAGACACUGAAGUGUUUGAAACACCAGAAGCCCAGCCGGGGGCAGAAAGGUCCUUCUCCACCUUCGGCAAAGAGAAGGCCCUUCACAACACUCUGGAGAGGAAGGAGUUGGAUGGACUGCUGUCUAAUACACGAGCGCCUUACAAACCACCAUAUUUGAAACAUGGGUGGCAGCAGAGUAAACCCCAUUCUACAUCCCCCAGCCCCAGCCGUGUGUCUCACCCUUUACCUGGAUACACCACUACAAAGGCACUUGCCAUCUCUGGAUCUCAAAGUGGAUUAUAAAGAAUAGUGAUUUAAACCUUCCUGCACCUCUAGGAGAUAGCACGGAAAAGGAUAUGCUAGUCACUUCUACAGGACUUACCUGAAGCAGCAUGAUUUGCACAAAAGUCGACCAACAAAAAGCAUCAACUUUCAACUUCAUUAUCUUGGCCAUCCAGUUCUGUGUAACUGAAGGAUUUGUGUGCUGUUGGAGACAUCAUGGCCAACAAUAGGACCUAAUUGCUCUCAGCAGGCCUGAGAAAUGAGUUGAAAUGUGUAAAACUGUAGAAACUUCAGAGGCAACUGAUCUUGCCUCUCUGAUCAGUGUGUGCCUGUUUACAGCACUAUAUAUCUUUCUCUCUCCAAAAUGUCACUGAGCCCUUUAGAUGUUUAUAUUCACCACAAGAAGCCAAUCGUACAGAUAAAAGAAAUGUGCAUUAUAAAUGCAAUAUCACUGUUUUAAACUUGACUGUUUUAUAUUAUUUUUGUGUGAUCAAGUGUUCCCCAAAUUAUUCCAACUUUACAAGAGAGAUUGUGAUCAUGUUCUUUUCACCUGUGGGUCAUAAAAAUGUUGUUAAUCUGAAGACCCACAAAAAUUAUCAAAGACAUUCUGUAGUUUAUACACCGUGUUGCAAAGUGUUUACUGUACUAUUUCAAAGCUUCUAAAUAAAUAUAAAAUAUAUAUAUAUUAUAUUAUAUAUAAUUUUCCGGAAAACGUGGUACAACUUAGUUGAUUUUUAAAUGGAUUCAUACAGUCUACACCAUACGCUAAAGUGAGAAGGUAAUUCAGGGUUCCUAAGCUAUCCUUGCUAAAACGAAAAUAAAAGAAACCUUUAAUAGUACUUCCCCAAUAUUCGUAUUUUGGUCAAUCCUGUUUUCUUGUUUAAACAAAAAAAGCUGUAAGCAACAACAUUUUGUCUAAAAGUUGUAAUGAAUUUUCAAUGCCAAAGAUGCAGCUGUCAAUAUUACCAGAAUGAGCGCUAUGUACUAUCAGAGGUAUAAAUCACUCUCCAUUAUUUUGGUUAUAUUUCUAUGGUUUUUAAUUUGGAAUCACAAAAUCUUUUAUAAGACUCUAUAAACUCACCUGUAUAUGUUGUUAAAAAGAACACUGGGUGUCUGUACAUUUUGCGAUGUAAGAUAUAAUGUAAGUGAAGUUAAGUAUUUUAAGAAAAUCAUCCCAAACUCAGUAGUAUGCAUACGUACAUACAUACGCACACACACACAAACACACACAUCUCUCUGACAUAGGUUUGUGAAACUAUACAAAUAUAUUGCCUAAAAAUAUUUCUCUUGUGGCAAGGAAUAGUUGUUGCUAGAAUUCAAAUUGUGAAGGCAAACUUUAUGCCAAACUAUUGAUUGUUUUAUCACAAAGGAAAUUUGAAAUCAGGAACAUGGCAGAUUCCCAGCUGACCCUUUUCCCACUGGAGCUGUAAAGGGGUUGGCUGCCAUCUUUGUUGGGAAAAGGGUUAAACCCUUGCAUAUAGUCUUUAUGUUCUGUAAAAUUUCUGUGGUCUGAAAUGGUAUCUUAGAGCAUUUCUUUUCUAUGAAAUAUUGAAAAAGGUAAACUUUCAAAGGUGAAGUUUAAAAUUACUCAUGUCCAUGGAGUUUAAGUACCAUUUACUAAAUGUAAAAAUCUAGUAAAAUGUUUUUUUCUUUUUUUUUUCUUUUUGUAUUGUGCUUUUUUCCCCCGCUGUAUCUUAAUGUCAAAUAUUAACAACACAAGAGAACACUGUGUUAUCAUGCAUUGUCUAGCCAAAUUUGAACAAAUUCCGAGUAAUGAUUAUUAAAACAAGAGAAAACCUCUCACUGAUUCUAGUUAUAUAGGAAUUCUGAUAUCCCCACCAGUGUUGUCAAAGGAGGAACAUGUGAGAAGCUGAAUUUGGCCACUGCUAUGUUGUAACAGAAAUUGCUUUUCUUCUUUUUCUUCUUAUUUUUUUUGUUAUAAUUACAGUUUCUAUUAGAUAGAAGUAUAUACAUGGAAACCAUCCUGCUAUGGAUCCAAACAAGACUACUGAUGAAUUUGUGAGAACUCUUUGUACAAACAGCUACUGGACAGAGCCCUGAAGUUGUUAAUUUCAUUACUCCAGACACAAAUUUACCUUUAUUAAACUCUUUUAAUGUGUACUUCUAGCACACUUGUAUAAGUACAAAAUAUUUUAUGGGGUCCUUUUAAAAAUGUAUAUAGUAUACAAAACACAAUCAGAAAAAAGCCACCAACAGUAGAUACUGAUUUGAAUAAACACAACAGUGAACUAUUUCCCUGCCUGUAGGUAACAGGACUUUAGGUCACCUACAUGCUUUGCUAAUUUUGUGGAAAAAAAAAAAUGUUUUUGACAAAGGUUUCAUUUAAAGGAGUUUGUUAAAUUUUUGUUUCUGUUUUUAAGGCGAGAAAGUCCUUGCACUUCUUAGAAAUGUUUUUGCUUUCUGAGUGUGUCUUUCAUAUUAGACAUAUAUUGUAAAUUUAGGUUGUUUUCAGUCUUUGGGAGGAAAAGGAAAUAUUUUUCCUUUCCAUUUCAUAGGCAAUUGAAGUGUUUCUAUUUAAUGGAACUGCUUUCACAUUUUGCAUGCCAUUUCUCCUGGAAAACUUGACCAUAUCAUACUGUGUCAUUCAUUUCCAUAACUGAACUCUUUCCAUGAACUGUGUAUGUUAUAUAUACACCUUUUUUUUUAAUGUUAAAUAAUGUAGCCAUUGGUCCAGGUAUGCACAGAAACCCUUCUGAGUCCAUUGGGAGAGUCCCAGAGGGAAUUAUGAUAGGACACAGAGCUGCUCGAGAAAAGGAAGAUUUAAGUACUGCAGCCUGGGCUCCCAAGAUAUUUAAAGACUUAGCUUUUCUUGAUUUCCCUAGCUCACUGUGCAUUUCAGUAUGAUAACAUUUGAUAACGUUUAGGACACACUAAAAAUGAGUACAUGGCUGCUGUGUCCCAAGAGAAGUGCUGAGAAGCGUAUUUGGCAAUACAGAGGUUCAAUUUCUCCCAUUUCUUUGUUGUAGUGGGGAAGAAUCCUGUUGCAUCCAGCCAGCUCCCAUUGCAAUUGAGUUGUUCAGCAUCUACCAUAUAUGUCAUCAUGCUCCUAGGUGCCUAUCUGCACUGAUAGGUAUGUAAAUGCCUUUAAACAUGAGCUCUUCUAUUUGCCUCUUCCUUUAAGCAUGUGUGAUGCAAAUGUCUAAGGACUCUGAUUUGCAUAUUGAUCACAAAAGUAAACUGAAGUAGUCAGAAAAUGUUUAGGUUGGAUAUUAAGGGGAAAUCUCUAUACCCAUAAGCUGGGAUAAGGAAGGUUCUGAAAUCUCCUUCAUUAAAGGUUUUCAAAAAUAUUUCAAAAAAUACCUGUCAGGGAUAACACAAGUGUACUUAAACUUGCCUCAGUGAAAAAGCAUAGACUAGCCUCUCAGUCCUGUUGUUCUAUGAUGUUCCUAGUAGAGCACAUUAAGCUUUGAAGUAUGUGAUCUGUACACAGCUGUAAAGAUAAGAAUGUUCUAUCCUUCAAUUAGGUAGCAAAAGCAAUAUUUAAUGUUUAAAUUUACAAUUUAUGAGCAUAAUAGAACAAGCUGUCUGUGUUAAGAACUGUCUUUGGAGUAAAUUAGAGUUCCAGCACAGAAGACAGGAUCUUAUAAAGCAUAACAAAAUGGAACCAGAUCUGUAUUUUUUUUUUUAAUUAUUUUUAUUUCUUGUUUAGAUAUGUAGCAAUGGAUUUUUAAGCAGCUUGCUUAUUCAAUUUAUUCAAAACUAGACUUUGGUUUCUUCCAGAUGGAUUCUUCCAAAACUUAGAAAUACUAAACCAUUUCAUUACUUGAAAUAAAAUUUCAAUGAUUUAAUGUCAGUUUUUAUUAAGCUGCCUACUGAGAGAAAAAAAAAAAAUAUAUAUAUAUAUAUAUAUUCCUGUUGAUAUAUUCUCAGCUGAUUUGAACAAGGUGUAGUAAUUUUUCAUCAGUACUGUUGCAAAAUUAAGUGGAAUGACAAUGCACAGAUAAGUACAAUUUGUAAAGAUUAUGCUUCCUGCAUUAUAGUCACUAUGUAUGUGUAUGGGGAGAUAUGUGUGCGUGUAUAUAAUUAUAGUUCAAAAUCUGGUGAGUUGCCACUGGAUUUUUUUCAUACAGGAGUACACUCCUACCAGUAAAUGCAAACAGCAGGGUAGAAACAUUUAUGAUACUACGAAGUUAGACUUGUUUCUUAGUGUAAAAUGGAGUUUCGCAUUCAAGAUCUGAAUUCAGGCCCUUCUAGAUGUGUUAUACUCACAACCAAACACACCUUUCAGUAUUUGAGUUUCCAAAUUUUAUCAGCUCAUAGUAGGACAUUUCUUUUCUUUAUCUACUAUCAUUCCUCAGGGUAAAGGGUGGAUAAACAGAUAGUCUUCCUAGGCUGUUCAAUUGCCAUUGCAGUUUUGCAAGGCUGUUAAAUAUUUGUGUGUCUUACACAGAGAAAGCUGAUCAUAUCCUGCCAUUGUUCCAUGUUCAAGUCUCGAGUUUUAUGUCAUUGGGAGUUUUGAAUUAAAAUUUAUACAAAGGCAUAGGGGCCAAAAUAAGCACCUUCAAUACAUAUUUAGUUGUUACAGGUUAGUUGCAAAACAUUAGCAUCAGAUCUCUUUAAGAGCAGGAAGUUGUUUAUUCUGUUUGAAGUAAUGCAAAAGACAGCCAGUGAGUCUUUAUUAAAUUAUACCACGAGAAAUUCUGAAACUGUGAGUUAAAUCCAUUGCACUGAUCCGUACAGUCAGAGCUCAAAUUCUUCUUAAAGAGCUCCCUCAUUUUAGUUUGUCUCUAAUCUGUUAAUUUGUCUUGGUAUGAAAUGGGUACAUAUAUAUAAACAAAUAACAUAUCCAUUAAAAUCCAUUGUUGAGCAUCUGUGUUUUUGUAGAUAUCCUCAUAUGUAUGAAAUAAGCAAGAACUAACUUGGACAGCUUUAUUGAAUUGAAAUUGGUUUUGAAUUUGAAUUUGUUAAUAAAGUUCGUGAUAUUGACAGACAUCAGGAAAAAAUGAAAUCUAUGCGGGUGUAGUUCUCCAGAAGGCAAAUGCUUCAUUUUGGAAGCAUCCUGUCAGGUGAGUGCUGGGCAUCUUGUUGAGUCAAGAUGAAAUAUACUGUAGUAAAACUUCCUUGUUCACCAUGUCAGUACUAAUUAAAGUGUCCUCUGGAUGUUAACCGCUUCAGUCAAUCAGAAGUUAUCAAAAAUGGUAAAGAGGAUUUAGAUAGCGUUUACCAUUCUUACUGAAGCGAGCUGAAGACAGACAGAUGAAUGCAUACUAAAGCAUUUAUGUAUACUAUACAAUACAGAAAAUUAACUUAAGCCAAACAAAGAAACUCUGCUUCCAAACACACACACUUCAAAGAUUAAAGUUCAUCUGAUGCUCAACUUAAAAGCGUUUUUUGGAUGACUCCUCUUUGAGCUGCACUAACAGUGAAGAGUAAUGUAUUGUAUAACAAAGCCUUAUGACAAUAUGAUAAAGGGAGUGUAACCAAGCCAACCCUAAGUUUCAGAAGUCUUGGAUUCAAACAUUCAAAUUUCAAACUGAUUUAUAUUUUAUAUGUAUCAGAGCCUGAUUUCAUUAAAGGCAGUGGCCCAAGCCACAGUGAUUUGAAGGAGAACAAAAGGAAGUUUUCACUUCUUUCUUUAAGCACAUGCAUUUUUGAGCAAGAGCACCCUACAAUACAUUUUUUGAGACUGACCAAAGGGAAACUUCACUAGCUCUGUUUUAACAAGCUGUGCAAUCAAGUUUGGAAAUUCAGACAUGGCUAUGUGUCAGUUUUUAAUAGACGUGUUUCUAAUAAUUUUAUCUCAAAGCAAAAUAACACAACACCUUAAAUGAUAUCACGGUUCAUAUUUUCUAAGAAGACAAAGACAGAAAUACAGUCCUGAAAAUAUAUGUUAAUGUUUUCACUAUGCAGAAGGGCAGAGAAUCAAAAAUUCAUUGGAGCAGAGUAUUCUUACACUGCCAUAGCUGAUGGUUGAAAAUGUGAGCAAAGCAAAGAAAGUAAGUACUAACCUCAAUAAUGAAUGUUUCAGCGAGUUUUGCUUUGGAAGGUAACAAUCAGAUCCUAAGCACAUUAUCUCCUUUCAGAACUAAAUUGAAAGAUGUUUCCUAUUAUCUUUUCUGAUCUAACUUUUACCUGGUGUACAAAAGCAGUCCUCUGAAGGGUUUGCCUGUUCACCUCAGUAUGUGUGGGGGUGUAUCCCCAUUUGAUGAGGAUAAAACAGAAAAAAAAGACCUGGAAAAAUGUCUGAUGUCAAAAUUGCCUAGUAAUUCUAUCCCCAUCACUACAGCUUUUCUAGACAGGUUAUCAGAAUAACUUAGGGCAGAAACUUUAUGCAAUGCUGACAGAAGAGCAGUGGUAUGGCACUGUUCCACUGUGAAGAAGAAAAAGAGAGAGAGAAAGAGAUAAAACGUUCUCUGUUUUUCCUAGUCUCACAGAUGACAUUAAUUGGUACUUAAAUAGUGCUUUGUUCAGGGACAUAAAUAUCAUGAAAGAGAAAGAUUUCACCAUGAGAGCAAUAUAUUUGUUGUGGCUUCUGCUAGCUGCAGAAAAAAAUGAUGAAUGCAAGCAAACCUUCUCCUGCUCCAGCCCCUGAAGAUGAGGCUAAAUGAUGCCAUUGGAGCUCACGGCCGUUCCAUUUUUGUAAGAGGCUUGGUUUGAUUUAUAUUCUGACUGUCAAACAAAGAAAGGGAGACAGAGUGCUGGAAGUAAAAUGUAGUUAAUUAAUAUAAUCUAGGGAGAAAGUGAAACAUACCUUGUAAUGGUAUCCUUAAACCUCACUGAGCUUCUGGAAAAGAUCUGUUAAAAAUUAAGCAAACAAACAAAACCCCCAAAAUAAGAAUAAAUCUGCUCCUUGUCACUCCAAGUACACGUUUAAAUCAGACCAAUCACAGCUGAGUUGAAAAUUAGUGGCAUGUGAAAUGUCGUAUUCUUUCUUACACCUAUUUUCACAGGAUAACAGGGGACAGCCCUGGCAUUCAGCACCUCCCUGGGGACAGUGGUGCACUGAGGCUGAGAUGGGCUGUGGUCCCACAGGUGAGGAGGCAGGAUCAGGCCCAGUGAAGGGAACCAGGCACUGCCCUGGGUCGCAGCCACUCACAGGCAUGGCAGGGAACCUCUUCCCACAGCCCCCAAUGGUAGGAUGGGACCAGCCUUGGGUGCACUGGUGUUGAGCCAGCCCUGAGCCCCCAAAAUCAACCCCCCAGAAGGGUUUCUUACCCUAUUGUGAAACUUAGCAAUUUACAAACUUCCUUCUUAAAUAUAUUAUUAUAUUCUGCUUUAAAUACUACAUUUUAACAGAUGUUACUUCAUUGUGCUUUUCAUGAUUUGUCAAAAGUUUUUUUUGGGUUCUCAGCUUUGUGUAUAAUUGAGUAAUAGACCUAUCAGCCUAACUUUUAAACUAUACCCUUAUAAAUACAGGUGGAAUUAAAUUAGCCCUUAUCAUAUAGAAAGUUAUAUUAAGGUUUCUGGGUUCCAUUUUGCUACUUUAGUUCCUGUUGUCACUUCCUUUGUGACAUCACAGAAAUUAAUUUCAUUUUAUUAUUAAAGAAAUAAAAUUUUGUUUUCUUUAGUAAAUCUGAUGCAAGAAGUACCACUCAUCCAGAAAAAAAUUCCAGGCAAAAGUAGGUAGUUUACCUUUUUUCUUUUUUAUAGAAAUCAUUUCCAGAACUUCACUGUUCAGGGAUAAGGACAUGAAAUGCAGUAACAGAAAAUAUUAAGUCUGCAUAGUGUUUUACUGGAUGGGGGAAAUUUCUUUCCUGUUUCCGUUCUGUUUGGAGUAAACUGGAAACCACCAUUUGCAUGCGAAGUUCUUAGGUGUUUAAUUCUUCACUUGCAGAGUGAAAUCCACAGCUUCACUGAACACAUUGUUGAUAUUCACAAAUAUAAAGCUUCAGGAAAAAAACAAACCAAAAUCUGUCUUACUGUUCUCAUCCAAAAAAUAACCUUGAGCACUGGAAGAUCUAUGCAUAGCUGGAAAUUGAGAAACUGUAUUUCGAAGUUAGGUUUCUAUUGACUGCUGUUCUGUGUGCUUUAUAUCCUUUAUUAGUAAGCAAAAUAUAUUCCAGUGUUAAAACA